AUGUUACAAGCCCAUGGCUCUUGCAUGGGAUGGAUUUCUGAAGCCGUCGCUGCUCAGCGGGGCAGUGAGAAGGGCAUCCUUGUUUUCAUCGCUUUCCCAAGCAGGCGGGGAUCCAAGUACUCGGAAACGCCGGGAGCUGGCCGCCGGGUGAGCGGAGGACGAAAGGACCUGCGCCUGGGGUUACCGCUGGAGGGGCUAGAGAACCGCCCUACCUCCCCUGCCCCUCCUUGCCCCGCGCUGGAGCCGGACCCAAAACCCGCAGGGUUGCCGACCUCUUCGAGCGGCUGCGCGCCUGCGUACCGGGGCCGAGCGCGCGAGCGUUCCUUCCCCGCCCGGCGUUCUUCACACCGUCGCCCGGCCCGCGCGCCUGCGCGCCUGCUGGGAGGAACUCGGCGUCUCCACUUCGGCGGGCUGGAGGACGCGCGCGCGCCCGCGGCGAGUGCUGCGAGGCCCGAGAGUCAGAACCUGGGGGAGAGGGAUGGUCUCUGCACUGGGGGGAGCCGGAGGAGCCGCCGCCGCUGCCGACGCCACCGCCGCAGCCGCCGCCGCCGCCGCCCCGGCGCCCGCCUCCCGGCGCUGACGGUCUCGUACGAAGCCGGCGAGGGGGAGCCAGCAGCGGCGGUCGCCGGCACGCCGCCCAGCAUGGUCCGGGAAACCAGGCACCUCUGGGUGGGCAACUUACCCGAGAACGUGCGGGAAGAGAAGAUCAUCGAGCAUUUCAAACGAUAUGGCCGUGUGGAAAGUGUCAAAAUUCUCCCCAAGAGGGGCUCUGAAGGAGGAGUGGCUGCCUUUGUGGAUUUUGUGGACAUCAAAAGUGCACAGAAAGCUCAUAACUCAGUCAACAAAAUGGGAGAUAGAGACCUACGCACGGAUUAUAAUGAACCAGGCACCAUCCCGAGUGCUGCUCGGGGAUUGGAUGAUACAGUUUCCAUAGCAUCUCGUAGUAGAGAGGUUUCUGGGUUCAGAGGAGGUGGUGGAGGGCCUGCUUAUGGUCCUCCACCGUCACUUCAUGCACGAGAAGGACGUUAUGAGCGGAGACUUGAUGGGGCUUCAGAUAACAGGGAGCGUGCUUAUGAACAUAGUGCCUAUGGACACCAUGAACGGGGGACGGGAGGAUUUGAUCGGACAAGACAUUACGAUCAGGAUUACUAUAGAGAUCCUCGAGAGCGGACUUUACAACAUGGGCUCUAUUAUGCUUCUCGGAGUCGAAGUCCAAAUCGCUUUGAUGCUCAUGACCCCCGAUAUGAACCUAGGGCUCGGGAGCAGUUUACUCUGCCCAGUGUGGUACACAGGGAUAUCUACAGGGAUGAUAUUACCCGGGAGGUACGAGGCAGAAGGCCAGAUCGGAAUUACCAGCACAGCAGGAGUCGGUCACCACAUUCAUCCCAGUCUAGAAAUCAGUCUCCUCAGAGACUGGCUAGCCAAGCGUCUAGACCCACAAGGUCCCCUAGCGGCAGCGGCUCUAGAAGUAGAUCCUCCAGUAGUGAUUCAAUCAGCAGCAGCAGUAGUACCAGCAGUGACAGGUAGGUUAACAGCCUUUUGUUAUAACAGAUGAGCUAGCUUUAAACAAAUUCUCAACAAUCAGUGGGAAUGGUUUCAGUAUAGUAAUAUUUUUAAAAUUAAUCUUGGAUCAUGUAUGUAUGUAAUCGGUAAAGAAACUGGCAUGUGGCCAUUGAAUUAACUAUUCUUAGUACUUGAAGUUAAGUGAUGAUUUGCAAAGUGCUGUUUCAUCCUCCAGAUGCACAAUAUUAAAAUUAAAUGAUCAAAGAGGAAGAGAGGUGGUGACUCUAGUUUUGCAAGGCAAAUCUUGUGACACUGAAAAUGUGGUAUCUCUGUAACAUUUUAAGUUUUGUAGGUGUAUAAUACCAAUUUAUUUCUAUUAUUUUGGUUGAAGGUUUGUAAAAUCUGUUUGUUUAAAUAUAUAUGGGUGAAAUAUAUUGUUGGCACAUUUAUUAUCAAUGACUAAAAUUAUGAACAAAUUUUAAUUUUAAUAUCAAGGUGGUAGCCAAUUUAUAACUUCAAGUAGAAAAGCUUCCUUUCAAUGUGGGUUGUAACUUUACUGUUCUAAGUUAGAGUAAACUCAUUUCACUAGUUGAGAAUAUCUUUCUACAAAUAAUUUUUUUUUUUUUAAAGACAGAGUCUCUCUCUGUCGUCAGGGCUAGAGUGCAGUUGUGUAAUCUUGG
This is a messenger RNA of Cebus imitator (Panamanian white-faced capuchin), 2183 nucleotides long. RefSeq names its product msx2-interacting protein-like. NCBI's taxonomy places the organism in Eukaryota, Metazoa, Chordata, Mammalia, Primates, Cebidae. The record is from RefSeq and is a predicted model, not a curated record. The transcript has 5 exons. The coding region runs from base 1 to 1527 and encodes 508 amino acids. Gene Ontology annotation, molecular function: RNA binding.